AUGUCCCAGGAGGCCUUCUGCCAGCAGGCUCCCAUCUUCCUUGACUACCUGCACAACAUCCUGCAGAAGUACCCCGACGGGGGGCAGAUCCUCAAGGAGCUGGUGCAGAACGCGGACGAUGCUGGCGCUAAAGAGGUUGUGUUUGUGUCCGACGAGCGGGAGUUUGACGUCACCAGAGGAGGACUGGAGGGCACUCAGGGCCCAGCCCUCCUGGCCUACAAUGACGCCCUGAUGUCCCCACGGGACUGGACGGGGCUCAUGCGCCCAGGGGUGUCGCACAAGCGGGAGGACCCCAGCACGGUGGGACGCUUCGGCCUGGGCUUCACCUCUGUCUACCAUCUCACCGACCUGCCAGGUGUGCUGAGCCCCCCAUCCCUGGGGGUGCUGGACCCCGAAUGCCGGGUGCUGACAGGUGCCGGUGCCCGCUGGGACAUCUCUGCAGCCCAAGACCUUCCUGGCCUUUUUGAGCCCUUCUGGGCUGGGCUGGAAGCUGUGGGACAGCACCGUGGCUCUGCCCAGGGCACCCUCUUCCGCUUCCCACUUCGCCGGCAACCCUCGGGAAUCGCUGCAGGGGUCUCCGAUCCUGAGCGCCUCCGUAGCCUCCUCCAGACCUUCCUCACUGAGGCCCCUCUUGCCCUCCUCUUCCUCCGCCACGUCCGCCGUGUGGCCCUGCACCGUGUGGCCCCUGAUGGGGUCCAGACCCUCAUGGGGACCCUUGUGGCAUCCCCUCAGCCUCUCCCUGUCCCAGGGCCAUCAGGGGAUGAGGUGCUGAGUCUGGCAUGGUGCCUGGUGGCCCUGCACGGGGAUGGGGAGGCCACGGCCAGCCACGUGCGGGAGGUGCUGCGGCGCCAUGGGGCUGCAGACCUCCCAGCUGCCGAUCGGCUCUCCCUGCUGCGCUACGUGGCCGCGGAUGGGUGCCAUGCUGAGCUGCGGGGUCUCCCCCUCCUGCCUCGUGCCGAUGGGACCUUCGUGGCCUUUGGGACUGCAUCAGCUAUUGUCUACGUGGACACGUCCGACUGUCCCAGGGAGCUCCUGCCCGGCCUGGCCGGGUCCUUCCUGCCCUCAGACCUGGAGCCAGGCUUGGACAGCCUCCUGCGAGGCAUUGCCAAGGCGGGUCUCUUCCCCAACCUGAUUCUGCUGGACCCAGCCGUGACUGCCCAGACCCUACGCUUGGCUCUGCCCGUGACCUGGACGUCCCAGUCUUCAACCCCAUUGACCUGGUACCCGGCCGAAGGUCCCUCCCAGCCCCCAGCCUCCUGGUUCCCAGCCCUGUGGCAAUUCCUGGCCCACCACGUUGAAGACCUGGGCCCUCUGGAAGGGCUUCCGCUCAUCCCUCUGUCACCACUGGAUGCCCCCAGCAUCCGUCUGGCUCCACUGAAACCUCAGUCCAGUCUUAUCUUCCAGGCAUGGGAGGACCAGUGCCUGCCACCUGCAGUGGCCUCUGUCCUGGAGGUCCUGGGUUGCCCAGUGGUGCCGCCAGGCACGUGGCACCGCUGUCUGUCCCACUAUGUCCUGCCUCCAUCCCCCCUCAAUGCCUUGCGGGCCCUGGGCAGGCAGGAGGCAGCAGUUGUGUCCUCCCGCCUGGCCACACUGCCUGCUGAGGAUAUGGUCACCCUCCGGCUCUACCUGGCAGACAUCCCAUCCCUGACAGAGCAGGACAGGGCCACACUGGCUGCUCUGCCCCUCUUCAUCCCACUGCCCUGCUUGGCCACCCCACAGCCCACAGAGCUGGCGGCCAUGUUGCUGUGCCGGGAUGAAGCUGACCGGCGGCUCCUGGAGAGGCUCCAGAGGUCCCUCAUCAGUGCAGCCCACAUGGCGCUGGAGGCCGUCAGAGCCGUGGCCUGCGGUGCCUAUGCAGGGCGGACGGCGGAGACACAGGCUCUGCUGCUCUGGGUGCUGCAGAACGGAGACAUCUUUUUUGCACAGAGCCCUCUGCUCCAGCAGGCUUGCAGCAGGCUGGCCUUCCUGGAUACCCCCAAUGGCCCCAGGUGCCCACGGGACCUCUACGACCCCUGCGAGAGCACCUUGCAGGCACUGCUGGGCCCUGAGCGCUUUCCUCCUGCCGCCUUUCACAGUCCGCCUGUCCUCCAUGCCUUGAGAGCCCUGGGCUUGCGGCACGGUGAGGGGUGCCUGUUGCCUUCAGACAUCCUAGAGGCUGCAGCAAGCGUGAGUCAGGGUGACACAGCGGCUCUGGGCAGGGCUCAGGCACUGAUCGAAGUCUGCAACUGCCCCAAGGCACUGGCUGGCUUCAGCGCUGCAGAGCUCAGGCAACUCCAGGCCCUACCAUGGGUCCCUCGUUCCAAGUGCACUGGAAAGCCUGGGCAACCCUUCCUGCCCCCCAAGGAGCUACGGUCCACCCAGUACCAGCCCCUGGUGGGGCUUGCCAUGCACCUCACUGAUGCCUUUGUGCCAGAGGCAGAGAAGAAACUGGGACUGAGCCAGACUCCACCGCCAGAAAGGGUGUGGGAGCAGCUGAGAGAGCUGGCAGGGCGCAGGGACGUGGCUGAGGUAGGUCCUGCACUCCGACCCAUCUACUGGCACAUGCAGGAAAACUUGAAGACCUUUGGGGCUGCCCCAGAUGAUGCUGUGGUGUGGACCGGGACUGGGUUUGUCCUGCCAUGUGAUGCUGUGCUGGGCUAUCCUGAGGAGCUGGAGCUGGGGAUGCUGGUGCCCCAGGUGCCCCCUGACUUUCUGUCCUACAGCUGCCUCUUCAGGGCCUGGGGAGUGGAGGCGAGGGUGAGUGAGGAGAGGGCGGUUGCAGCCCUGCGCAGCCUGGGGCAGGACAUAGAUGCACGCAGCUCCAGAGCUGGCUCUGCAGCAGAGUUACAGGUGGCUGUAGCUGUCCUGAAAUGGCUUAAGAGCCGGGGACACCAGGGCGAGGGCACAGUGCCAGUUCCUGUGAGGAUCCCGGAGGGCUCGGGAUUUGCCCUCCGCCCAGCUGCCUCUACUGUGUACCUGGACAUGGAGCCGGAGGCAGAGGAGAAUGUUCAGGAGGUGGUGCACGAGGCAGUGCCAUCCAGCACAGCCAUAUUCUUCGGCACGGAACUGCUCAGUACACGCGUGCUGGGGCUGGAACCAUUCACACCCUGUGGCCCCUCAGAGCCCAUCACCUUACGGCUUCGCAACAUCCUCCGGGAGUACGGCGAGGAGGGCGACCUCUUCACAGAGAUUGUCCAGAACGCAGAGGAUGCUGGAGCUACUGUGUGCCGCUUCCUCCUGGACCUCCGAUGCUGUAGAAAGGCUACUUCUGGGCUGCUAGACCCCGGCAUGGCUGCCUGCCAUGGCCCAGCCCUCUGGGCCUACAACAAUGCUUUGUUCACGGAGGAUGACCUCCGUAACAUCACACGGGUUGGGGCUGCUACAAAGGAGGGCCAGGCAGGCCGGAUUGGGCGCUUUGGGCUGGGCUUCAGCUCUGUCUACCGUGUCACAGAUGUGCCAGCAGUGCUGAGUGGGGAGACGCUGCUCAUCUUUGAUCCCAAUGGCACCCACUUGAGCAAGCACAUAUCCAGGGCUGGCAGCCCUGGCAUCCGCCUGGACUUCUCCCACCGUCCACGCAUACUCCGUGCCUUUGCUGAGCAGUUCUGGCCUUACCAUGGUAUCUUUGGGUGCCGCCUGCCUGAGCCAGCACCCUUUCCAGGGAGCCUUUUCCGCCUGCCUUUCCGCACUGAAGAGGAAGCUGUGACAUCACAGAUUUGCUCAGAGGCCUUUGGUACAGAGCGCAUCCAGUCCCUUGGCACCAACUUCCUUGGCUCUAACCGGCUCCUGCUGCUCUUCCUGCGGAGGGUGAGGGAGAUGUCCCUGGAGAUGCUGCCAGACACGGCCACCUCUGCGGAGGAUACCAUGCCUCUGGCCAUGCUGCGGCGAAAGGAAAUCCGAGACUUGGGGGCACCAGGGGACCCCCUGAGCUGGGCAGCCAUCGAGCAGCUCACAGCCUGCGAGGAGAGAUCCAAGACCGCAUGGCACUACCUAGUUUUGGUGUGUCAGGAUGAUGGGGAGUUGCUGGAACUGUUUCACCGGCACACACAGGCAGGGCUCCAUCCUCUGCCUCCUGUGGCUGGUGUGGCCCUCCCCCUUGCCCUUACUGCAGAUGGCAAGUGGGUGCCGCAUCUGGAUGCCGAGGAGGGACAAGUCUUCUGCCACCUUCCCAUGCCUAUUGCCUCAGGGCUGCCAAUCCAUGUGCAUGGGGCCUUCAGCAUCCUCUCAAACCGCAAGGGGCUGUGGGACACAGCGGAGCGGGGUGAGUGGAACCGGAUGCUGCUCCGCAAUGCUGUGCCGGUUGCCUGGCUCCGGGCGCUGGACCACCUCCGCACCAUGCAUGAGGCGGGUGAGUUGGAGAGCUAUGAGUAUCAUGUCUUCUGGCCGGACAUUAACACUGCCCGUUACCCCUUUACGGAGGCUGUGACUGGUUUCUACCAGGCUGUGGCAGCCAGGAAUGGCCCCAGGCUCUUUUCUGAUGGCUGCUCAUGGUGCUCACUGCGGGAUGCCCGCUUCCUGCACCAGGCUGUGAUCAGACACCCCACACUGGGUGCCGUGGCGAAGCGUGCCUUUGCCACCAUCCUGCCCUAUCCCCUGUUAGCUGUGUCCUUGCCAGAGCAGGUGCGGAGGGGUCUCGGGAAGGCAGCGGAUGCUGGCACCUAUGACUGGCCCCGCUUUUACUGCGAGCUUGUGCUUCCCAACUUGGAAGACCUCUCUGUUGUUGACCGGGAUGCGCUGCUUCUCCAUGCGUUGGAUAUGUCCUGUGAUGAUGUGAACAAAUUGUUGCAGACAGUGCCCUGCAUUCCUGCCACCCCUCAUGGCCACCUGCAACUCAUCAAUUGCCUGGUGCAUCCCAGAGGCCGCACUGCCUCUUUAUAUGACCCUAAGGAUGGACGCUUCCCCACCGGGGAUUCCUUCCUUUCCCCAGAAAGACUAAGCCAACUAGAGAGGCUGGGCAUGGUUAAGGACACAAUGGCCCUGCCAGAGCUGCUAGAGCGGGCAAAGACAGUGCAAGUUCUCUGGACCAAGGACCGUGUCCAGGGCUGCCAGAGGGCUGCCUGCAUCCUUGAGCUGCUUCAGGAUGCAGUGGAGAAGAGGGUGAGCAACACCAUGCAGGCAGCUUUCCAGACCGUGCCCUUCCUCCCUGGUAUGUUGCCCACAGGUGAACAAGUGCUGUUGCCAGCUGCCCAGCUCUACCAUCACCUUAAAGCCCCCCUAGUGGGACUCAUCCACCCUAUCUUGGCUCCCAAAAUGCUGGGAAAAAACUUCAGCCUCCCCAAGGAGGUUGCAUCCUUCUUGGGGCUGGACCGGCAGAUACCAGCAUCUACAGUCCUUAAGCAGCUGCAGGGACUGAGCUGUAGCUCCAAUGCUCUCCCUUUGGAGAACCUGCAGGACAGCACCCAGUGCUGCUACAUACAUCUGAACAAGCUGCUCCAGAGCGAUCCCUCCAUCAGGGAUGAGGUGGCUGCUGCAGUGGCCCAAGGGGAACCCUUCAUCUUGGUGGGCUCCCGCUUUAUGCCAGUUAUGGCUGUGGCUGAGACGUUGUCAUUUGAGGCUGGCCCAUAUCUUCACCAGCUCCCAGAGCAGUACCGGCCCUACAGACAACUCUGGGAGUGUGUGGGGCUGCGCCACACAUUCAGCUGGGAUGAUUAUGCCCAAGUGCUCUGCAGCCUGGCAAAGAUGCAUGCCGGAGUGCCGCUGCCUGCUGCAGAGCUGGCUCUGGCCUUGCGGCUGGUGUCUUGUGGCUUGAUGGCAGAUGACAAAGAGCCAAAUGCCUACCAGACCCAGCAACUCUUUCUACCUGACCAGGAGGGCAUUUUGCGUCCACGGGACAAGCUCCACUUCAAUGAUACAGCAUGGAUGCCAAUGGACAGAGAUGUCCUGCUGUGCCAUGAAAAGCUGUCCCGAGUGACAGCCCUGCGCUGUGGGGUGCCUACCACACGUCACCGGGCAGUGGAGAGGAUCCAACUCCCCACUGCAGAUUUCAGCUUCUGGGCACAGCCAUUUGGUGCCCAUGAAGACCUGCCUACACGUCUGAAGAACAUCUUGGCUGAGUACCCAGCAUCUGCUCGUGAUAUGGUGACAGAGUUGCUCCAGAAUGCAGAUGACGCUGGUGCACGGCUUGUGCACUUUGUGUGGGACCGACGGCAGCACCCAGUGUGUACCACUUUCAGCGAGAAUUGGAACGUCCUGCAGGGCCCUGCCCUCUGCAUCUACAGCGACAGCCCCUUCCAGCAGCAGGACAUUGAAGGCAUUCAGUGUCUGGGGGUUGGUGGCAAGCAAGGCCGGCAGGAUGUCACAGGCAAAUAUGGCCUUGGCUUCAGCACUGUCUUCCACUUUACUGACUGCCCGGCCUUCCUUACUGGAGACAGUGCCCUGUGUGUCUUUGAUCCCCAUCAAUACUACGUGCCCACAGCCACAACUGAGAGGCCUGGUGGGAUGUUUGCUGUCAACCCUGAAUUCAAGAAGAACUUUCCAGACAUUUAUGGCACCUUCCUACCCUCCCUUUUCAAGCUGAACCAGGGUGUCCUUUUCCGGCUGCCCCUCCGCACUGCAACUGGGGCUGCCAUCUCCAGGGUGUCUGUCAUGGUCGUGCGGGACCAAGACAUCAGGGACAUAGAGACAGUACUGGCCGAGAGCGGUGAGGACUUGGUGCUCUUCCUCCGGCACCUCCGCACUGUGGUCUUCUCUGAGAUCCCUCCAGAUGGGAAGCAGCUGUUGGAGAAGCUGCGGGUGGCCACAGAGCUGACAGAUGGUGAUGCAGCGCUAAGACAGGAUUUUCAAGCGAGAUUGAGCCAAGCCACGGGUGGGAACAGCACCACCUCUGUCUCCUAUAUCAUGACAAUCAAAAACAGCAAGGCCAGGGCCAGCACCAUGUGGAGGGUGAUCUCCCAAAUUGGGGUUCAGGAGGGGGCUGAGUAUUCUCCGGUGCGUGGGCGGCUGCCUUAUGGGGCUGUAGCUGGCCGCCUGAAGCCAUUGGGCUUAGGCAAAGUCAUGGGCAAAGCUUUCUGCACCCUUCCACUGCCACUGAUCACAGGGCUGCCUGUACACAUCAAUGCCAACUUCUCUGUGGAUGCAGCCAGACGCAAUCUCCGCCAGGACAGAGGCAGCCCAGAGGCAGCCUGGAAUUGCUUCUUGCUCCGGCACUUAGUGGCUCCACUAUACUGUACCUUUCUCACCAAGCAGUGGAAAGCCCUGGGGCCUGAAGGGCUCCAGUUCAAGUGCCUGAAGGACUGCCAGAAACACCUGACCUUUCACUAUCUCCAGUUCUUCCCUGCUGUGACAAAGGGUGCUGUGACACCUACCUUUCAGGACAUGGUGAGGCAUAUCUAUAGGCAUCUCAGUCAUGCACGCUUGCCCCUGGUGCCCGUGUACCACAUGAAGCCCCCUGGCAGCACGGUGACAAUGACCUGGGCAUCUCCAGGUGGAGGGGAUGUGCUAACAGAGCCAUACUUCCUCAUGGUGAACCCUGAGUCAGAUCUCCAGGAGGUGCUGCAGCGCCUGAAUAUGAACCUGGUGCCAGCAUUCGACAACCUGCAGGAGAUCUAUGACGAGUUCAUUGCAGCCCAGGUGAAGGCUGUAGCCUUUCAGCCAGCCUCUCUCCGGUGCUUCCUCAAGGCCCUGGCACUCCCCGUGCCUUGCAUGCUGGCUGAGACACCCCUGGAGACCCCAAAGAGCAGCUCUGCCCUGCUGAAACAGUGCCUGCAGCCUGCAGAUGUAGCCAAGGAAGAACUGGAAGGCCUGCCCUUGCUGGCCACGCAAGAUGGCUGCCUGAAUGCCCUCAGCAUCCACCACCCAGUCUUCGACAACUCCUUUGCCCACCUCUUCCCCCGCCACUGCAACCGCUUUGCCCACAAGUUAAUUAAUUUGUACCAUCCUUCCUUUGUGAAGAAGCUUAGCCUCCUGGAGGCCAAACCACUCAUCGAGGAGGCACUGGGUCAGCUGAACUGGGACACAGAGGGGGAGAAGUGGCUCACGGACCUCUGGAAGUUCUUCAGCACUGUGGUCUGCAGAGACGCAAAGACCAAAGAGGAUUUGGAGCAGAACAUGAAGUCAUUUGUGGAUCAUCUCCAGCAUAUGGCAGUGCUGCCUGUUCAGGAUGGUAAGACAGGCUCGAAGUCCCAACUGCCACUAUCCUUCCUCCCCAAAGUUCUUUUCCAGUGUGAGACGGAUGUGACCAAGGUGCUGCACAAACUGGGCAUCCCUGUGCUCCAGAAGUCCCUGCUGCCUUUUCGCUUUGCCAACCACUGUCUGAAGGCAAGGUCACUGCAGGCCACAGAGCCCAGGGCUGUGCUGGCCCAACUGGCAGGCACCAGAGCUCUUCUCCACUGGAAGGACUUAAAAGAGCAGGACGUGACUUGCCUGCUGCACUUUGUGCAGGGAAAACUGGAUUCAUUGGCAGCGGAUCAGCUCCGGCUCCUGCCUCUCUUCCGGAAGUAUGGUGGGGACUAUGUAGCUGUGGCAUCCUACCAGAAGGUGCUGUUGCUCAGAAGCUGUUGCCCAGAACUGCCCCAGGGUGCAAAAGCCCUGUACAGCCUGGAGGAGGGCAUGUUGCUGCUCACAGCAGACAAGAUCCACCAGGACCUGGCCAAUGAUUUGAAGUGGGAGCUCACAGAUGAACGGCAGCUCUUCAAGACUGUGGUGCUGCCCCGGCUGUCUCAGCUCACAGCGCAAGAGCGUACAGAAGCUCUGCACUUGUUCUUUGCCCUGCAAACCACCCAUGACGAUAAAUUCACAGAACAUGCGGUGUCAGCUUUUAAGACUGUGGCCUUUAUACGCGAUGCCAAUGGUGUUCUGCGCCUGGCCUCCUACUUCUACAAAGACACGCUCUCCUUCCGUACUCUGAAGCUCCAACACCGCUUUGUGCCUGAGUCUUUCUUUGUGGAGCUACGUUACAAGCACAAAGCUGCUAUGGACUUCCUGCUUGAGACAGGUGUCCGCACCAGCCUCUCAGUAGAGGAUUUUGUGGCAUUGGCCCUGGAGAUAGAGCAUGAAGCCAGUCAGGCUAGGUGCCACACUGAAGAUCUGCUGGUGCGACAGCAGGAGAUGCUGCGCACCCUCUUGGAUGGCACACCUCCCUUGUCAGAGGAUUUCCUGAGGAAAAUUGCCUCAAUCCACUUCCUGCCUCCACUGAACAUCCCCCGAGACUUGAUGAAACUCCACCCCCCUUUUGCAUCCUGCACUAAGCCCGUGGCCCUGAAGGGCAGCAUUUAUCACUGCCAAGAAGAUGUGGCUGAGCUUGUGUGGACAACAGCCACCAUCCUGCCGAAGUCCUUGGCACUCAGGGAGAACAUCCUGAAGGCCGCAGGAGUCCUUGUAGAAAUACCCACCGCCCUGGUGGUGGCAAACCUGGAGCAGGUGUGCAGGGCAGCCUGCCAGACGCAACAGCAGGUGAACACACGAGCCAGAGUGCUCCAGAAGGUGUACAACUUCUUGCAGGCCCAUCUGAAGGAGGUGGAUGCAGGGCGCCUCGCUGAGCUGCCUGUGGUGCUGGCCAAGUCAGGGAAAAUGACGAUGCCACGGCAAGUGGUGAUAUCACUCCCGGACGACACUGACUUUUACCCCUAUCUCCUCAAACUUGACCCCAGCAUAGCUGCCUAUGGAGACCUCCUGCAACACAUUGGGGUGGUCCUGCACCCCACACUGACUCACUACAGCUAUGUCCUGGCCCAAAUCCACCAGGAGAGCCAUGUCAGUGGGACCCUCAGUACUAUCCAGAAGAAGACAGUCCUGCUGGCCACACGGUACUUCUUCCAGCUGCUGCGGCAUGCACCGGAGACCCCUGAUCUCUCCACUGUGGCUAAGCUGUACUUGCUGAGCACUGCUGACCGCCUAGAGCCAUCCCACAGGCUGUACUUCAAUGACUGCGUGUCCUCAAGUACCUCUAGGGCCUUGGAGAAGACCUUUGUGUUUAUGGCUGAACUGCCGGAGACAGGGUGUAAUGCCUGGUGGCUGCUGCAAAGGCUACCACAGCACCUGCGGCCGCAGGCACUCUCACAGGUGACAAAGCAGCAGCUGGAGGAGGGCAGUCUGCAACCAUGUCACUAUGGUUCUCACUGCCCUGGACAGAGGCGUCUGCAGACCCUCCUGGUAUCAUCCUGGUUUAGGAUGGGGCUGGAGGCCCUGCUCCGGUGGCAGAGUCACAGGUCUGUGACAAGAAUGGAUGGGGUUGGUGGCUUUGCAGGGGAGCAGCUGAAAGUGCAGUGCUGCGAGAACAUCUGCACUGUGCUGGUCCACUGUGGUGCAAAGGUGGAGGGCAGCUCCCAGUCACGGGUCAUCCAUGUGUGCCUGGCUGGUGGUGCUCAGCGAGGAUUGUGGAGACGCUAG
This is a messenger RNA of Charadrius vociferus (killdeer), 10302 nucleotides long. RefSeq names its product sacsin-like. The transcript has 9 exons. Gene Ontology annotation, molecular function: Hsp70 protein binding. The record is from RefSeq and is a predicted model, not a curated record. Bases 1 to 10302 code for a protein of 3433 amino acids. NCBI's taxonomy places the organism in Eukaryota, Metazoa, Chordata, Aves, Charadriiformes, Charadriidae.